Hyaloperonospora brassicae is the source of this 4218-nucleotide messenger RNA. The record is from the annotation of a GenBank genome assembly. NCBI's taxonomy places the organism in Eukaryota, Oomycota, Peronosporomycetes, Peronosporales, Peronosporaceae.
AUGCCGCGCUGGGCCUCGUCCGUCGUGGCCGUUGUUGUGGCUCUGACUGCAGCGGUCGUGCAACAAGUGCACGCGGCCGCAGCGCAUCAGAUGGACUUUGCCGCGUGCCCCGUGCGCCAUCGCCCCGAGUACUACUGCUGCGAGUACUCUGAGACGACGCGCGAGCUCUUUACAAAGUACAAUCGGCCGACCGGAGGCGCCUUUGAGUCGUACUACGUCACGGGAUGGGCUGCCCAGCGGCAGGUGAACUUCCCCUAUACAAUGUACCACCCGAGCACGCAGAAGUUCUACUACGACAAACCCGAUACGAUCUGUCGCGUCCAAGCGAUUGUGGACACCGCAACAGGGGCACUGACUGAAGCACUGCAGUGUGCCGACACGAACGCGUCGCUCGCGGCCGCGUCGCAGGACAGCACCGUCUACUGGAACUACGCCGACAAUGUCCGCAACAACAACGCGUCGUUCCCUAUUGGCGCGCGCUGCUACAGCCUCAUGGAGGCCGAUGGCUCGGUCAAUACGGACCAAAAGGCCGCGUGCAAGUCGCUGUCCACGGUCUCGGACGCGCGCUUCACGACGUUCCACGAGACGCCGCUGGUGAUCAUUUACCUGCUGUACCUCGCGUUCUUCCUCGUGCUCGGGAGUUGGGUGGCCUUUAAGAAGGUCCACGAGACCACGAACCAGUCAAUGGACGAGAUGCACAAGAAGCUAUUGCCGACGCCCCAGACGCAGCAGUCGCGGACCGUCGCCCACAAUGCAGCAAGUCAGUUCUCCAGCGCCUGUGUCUCGGACGCCCACGUGCCGACGGAAGGCGCGGACGACCUUCUCCAGAUGGGGUUCACGAGCUCGAUGCUCGGGUCGGCCGUGCUCGGCUGUGUCGUCGUGGCGUCCGCGGGCCUGAACGUCCUCCUGGUCGUCAUUAUCGUCGACUACUAUGGCAACUUUGAGCCGCCGCUCUUUGACGCGACCGAGCACAAUGCGCUCGUGUUUAUCAUCGUGUGGGUCAUCACGUCCGUUUGGUUUGUCGUUAUUGUCGCGCUGCAAGACCGGAUCCUCAACUUCUUCCGCCUUCGCGUGCCCCUGAGCGAGUGCGACUUUGUCUACAUGCUCAAGCGCGACGAGACGGAAGUCAUGCUCUCGGAUCGCUCGGGCGUGUCGGACUUUGUGGCAAAGGUCGAGAACUACUUUGCCCCAAAAGGUCGACUUAGUGGCUACCGCACGACAGUCCCCGUGCGAGUUGAAGACAAUUUUCGGAUCGUCGAGUUCCAGCACCUGCGGUACAUUUACGAGGAAAACCACAAGCGGUUUGUGCCUGGCGUCGUCGCGCUCGGACGGACGUACGACGACAUGCAUCAAGAAGCGGGCGGCUUGACGGAUACGGAAGCGCGACUUCGCAUCAAUACGGUGGGACCCAACUCGGUGGACGUCGAGAUGCCGUCUCUCCUCGUUUCGAUCGCCCAGGAGUUUUUCAAGCUCUUUUACAUCUACCAGGUCAUGUGCUACUACGUCUGGUACUACUUUACGUACUGGAACAUGGGCAUUGUCAUGACGAUCGUCGUGCUCGGAGCUGCUGCUGUGAACAUUUACACCCAGCGCCAGAUCCAGUCGUCGAUUGUCGAGAUGACCCGGUAUCGCACGGACGUGAUGGUGUGCCGCAACGGCGAGUGGCGCAAGCUGUCGUCGCCGGACUUGGCGCCUGGGGAUCUUGUGCGGGUGUUGGAAGACUGGGUAGCGCCGUGCGAUAUGGCCAUUGUGAAGGGCACGACCGUGUGCGACGAGUCCAUGCUGACGGGCGAAUCGAUGCCUGUCCAGAAGUUCCCGAUUCCCGAGCGUAGUGCCGAGGUGUACAACCCCGAGAAGGGCAGCAAGAAGCACACGUUGUUUGCUGGUACGUGCGUGCUCUCUUCUGGUCGGAACGAAGAGAUAUUGGCGAUUGUGCAGACCACGGGGGCACACACGACAAAGGGUCAGUUGAUCCAGUCGAUCUUGUUCCCGAUCCCGAUGCGCUUCAAGUAUGACGAGCACCUGAAAGUCCUGAUUGCUCUGCUGCUUGUCUACGCGUUCAUUGCCUGUAUCGUCGUGAUCCACUUCCUCUUCGGCAACGGGAAGCUGAGCAACCGAUACGCUGCGUUUUGCUACGCCAUCUUCGUGCUGUCCUGUGUAAUCAGUCCCCUGCUUCCUGUCGUCAUUACGGUCGGUCAAGUGAACGCCUCGCAGCGCCUCGAGAAACAAGGCAUUUUCUCACUGAACGUGCAGCGUAUCACGCUAUGUGGCAAGGUGCGCAUCUUUUGCUUCGACAAGACGGGUACGCUCACGAAGCAGGGGCUCGACUUCCUCGGCGUCCAACCAGUGAAGGACGCUAGAUUCGGCCCCAUUGUCAGCGAUGUCAAGGACGCACAGCUAUCGGAAGAGCUGCUGUACGCAUUGACGACGUGCCACUCGGUAGGGUCACUCGAAGAUCGUCUCGUGGGCAACGAGGUGGAAGUCCGCAUGUUCACGUCCACGGGCUGGACGCUCGUGGAGGAGGAAGGCGCGCAGCCGUAUGUGAGGUCCAACACGGAUCGGGAACUCGAGCUGGAGUUCAUCAAGCGCUACGACUUUGACCACCACCGCAUGUCCAUGAGUGUUGUCGUACGCAACCGCAAGAGCGGCAGGUACUUUGUGUUCUGCAAAGGCUCGUACGAGCGCAUGCAGCAGCUCAGCACGGCUGCCACCGUGCCGGAUGAGUACAAGAGCGUGGCUGACCGGCUUGCGAAGGACGGUUGUUACGUGUUGGGUCUGUCGUACCGUGAACUACCGCAGGAGUGGACGCACGAUGAGGUUAUGAGCUUUGCCAACGACCGGGACGCUGUGGACGAGAACCUGUCGCUCUUGGGCUUGAUCCUGUUCCGGAACGAGCUGAAGGAAGACACGGCGGAUGCUAUUGCGAAGCUCAAGGGUGGCGACAUCCGCACGGUCAUGAUCACGGGUGACAAUGCCAUGUGCGGGUGCUACAUUGCGCGUCAAAGCGGUAUGGUGGAGUCGAGCUCGCGCGUGAUUUUAGCUGAGAUGACGUCGGCGUCGGCACCCGAGACGAAGAAGCUCGUGUGGCGCGACGUGGACUCGGGUGAAGAGUACGACUUGGCCCAGGUGAAGCACUUGGUGGAGCACGACGAAGACGCGGAACUGGCUGUCACAGGCGUAGCGUUUGAUUACUUGGUGGCCACCGGCAAGAUCCGGGACUUGCUGCUGAACAUCCGCAUCUUUAGUCGCAUGACGCCUGACGGGAAGGUCGAGUGCGUGAAGCUGCACAUGGAGACAGGAGCGGUGACUGGUAUGUGCGGCGACGGUGGCAAUGAUUGCGGUGCGUUACGCUUCGCGCAUGCUGGCGUCGCGCUCAGCGAUGCCGAGGCGUCGGUCGUGUCCCCGUUCACAAGCAGGGACAAGUCGAUCCAGUCGGUGGUUGAUCUGUGCCGCGAAGGGCGCUGCAGUGUGGCCACGUCGUUCGCGUCCGUGAAGUUCCUUAUCAUGUACGGCCUCAUUGGAUCGUGCUUUCGGUUGUUCAUGUACUACCACGCCAUCAGUCUGUCGCAAUGGUGCUGGAUUCUCGUGGAAGGCUUCAUGCUGGUCGGGUGUUCGUACGUGAUCACGCUGUCGAAGCCGCUGGAGGAGCUGAAAGCAGCUCGACCGACGUCCAGUCUGAUCGGACCCACGACGUUGACGUCUCUGCUGGGCCAGCAGGCGAUCAAUACCAUUUACCUGAGCUGCGCGAUCCACAUGCUGUCGAGUCAGGUCUGGUACUGUCCGUUUUCGCCGGAGAACGUGAACGUCGCACAGUGGUGGCUCAUGUCGGACAACCACUUGGCGACCGUGCUCUUCUUCUCGGUGAUCUUCCAGCAGCACAUUUCCGCGUGGGUCUUCAGCUUUGGCUCGGUGUACCGGCAGCCCAUCUGGCGGAACUACACGCUGCUCGUGUUCUUCGGCGUGCUUGGAGCGCUCGACUUGUACAUGCUGCUGGGCGAGCCAAGUAUCGUCAUGGACCGUUUCCGCAUUUCGAGCAGCACGAACGUUGUGGGGCUGCCAGACAUCCCGAUGCCGCUGAGCUUUCGCGCCAAGUUCCUUGGCCUGCUGCUGGGCAACGUUGGUACGAGCAUCCUCUUCGAGUACGUCGUCGUGCUUGGCCCCGUGCGCUCCUAUUUCCGCAACAAGUACCACACGGACGUGCUUCCAAUGAAGAAGUGA